Molecule: messenger RNA, 1473 nt
Organism: Caenorhabditis angaria
Lineage: Eukaryota; Metazoa; Nematoda; Chromadorea; Rhabditida; Rhabditidae
Source: the annotation of a GenBank genome assembly
AUGAAGGACUUGCAAAUCGAAGAAAACGAAGUGCUCUCAAGCAGCAGCAGCAGUGAAUAUGAAGAUUCCGAUGACGAAUAUAAAAAUGUAAAACGCAAAAAACGUUUGAGUUUUCGAAAGAGGUCUAUUGAAAAAACUACUGAGAAAAAACCAAAAGUGGAUUUGACAUCACCAACUGAGAGAAAAAUAAGAGUAGAAGAAGAAGGUUUUGCGAAUUUCGAAGAAAUGAAGGAACAAGAAGCCGAUUUGUUCAACUCAAAUAGAUUCGCCUAUGCCGACGAUUCUGAUACUUUGCGUAUAGAAAAUUUCGACGAACCUGAAUUUGAAAGUGAAAAAGAAGACGAAAAAUCAAAUGAAGAGUUAUUACAAGAAUACAUGGUACUUAAACAACUAAUCCCACACGUCGCCCAAAAUUGUAGUUCCCGAAAAUCAAAAUUGUACCCUAACCUUUUUCAGUGUAAAAACUGUAAAUUUUCAGUUCUUUUACCUUUAAAAUACUCGAAUCUAUUUAUUUUUCAAAAUUGUACUCUGUCCCUCAUCGGAUGGGCCGAGGUGUGACGAAUACGUUUAUUGAAACAAAUUAUCAUUUUUCAGAGUAAUCGACAGUACGAAAUUAUCAAAAAUAAGAAUUUAAUAAGAGCUGUGCUCCCAAUUAAUCCAUUUAUCGAGCGAUUGGUGGCAAUAAAGUAAAUUUGUAAUUUUUAAUCAAGCAAUUUUCGUUUGUUUCUAGAUCUUCCAAUCAAAUCAGUGGACGUUUUCAAAAUUUGAAAACGGCUUUGCCAACUGAAAUUGUUGAAGCCAAACGUGACAUCGAAACCACGACUCUUUUCGAAUUUUGGGACCAACCUUUCGAGUGAGUUAAAUUUUAAAAAUUACAUCCUUUUCGAAAACCAGAAAUUGGAAUUUCAAAAUGAACAUUUUUCUAUAAAAAAGGCAGUUCGCUUGUAAAUUAAAAGCAUUUUUGGUUAAAAAUAGAGUUUUCAUAUUUCAGAAACCUUGUGCGAUAUAAUAAUGUUGUUGAUGUUGAUGCACCUGUGAAAAAAACUGUACAAAUCGAAUUAUCUUUGCGAUUGGAAAAACGGAAAUCUCGUAAGUUAUGUAGAAAAAGAUUGAACAAAAUAAAUAAUUGCAGAUCUAUUGGACCAAUUUAUAAAGGAAAGUGUUAGAAACCCUAUUAAUGAUUAUUCACUGACGGAAGAGAAAAUCGAUGUUACCGAACAUAUCGAGAUCGAAUUUCCUGAUGAAGAAGAAAAAGAGGGCGAAGAUUUCGAUGAAGGAGAAGAAGAUUUGAAUGGUGGUGAAGAAAAAGAAGAGAUAACUGAAGAAAUCGAAGAUGAUGAUAGUUCUGAAGAAAUCGAAUUCAACGAAGACAUAGAACUUAUUGAAUUUGAAGAUAAUGCUGAUCCAGAAGAAAUGAAUACAAUUUCGAAUCACCAAAAAGACUUGAGAGAACUUAUGGACGAUUUUUUCUAG